AUGUUAAACUACUUAAAGAGCUACGAAGCACCUUUAAUGCCUCUAGACGAGAUCUUGGUAUCACUUUUACGGCUCCUUCGUCCUACUAGUUUUGGCUUCUAUGGUCGAUCUUUUACAUUAUUAGAUACCAGUUAUGGGACACUAGGUUGCUCUUUUAGUGGCGGUGGUGAUAUAGGAGUCUAUACAGACACCAGCGGUUAUCUCGCAUACUACAAGAUCGCUAAUAUUCUGGAGAAAGACUCUAGUAUUACGCCCGUUCAUGAUAAAGAUACAGCAGUAUUAUACUUUUAG
Molecule: messenger RNA, 291 nt
Organism: Penicillium longicatenatum
Lineage: Eukaryota; Fungi; Ascomycota; Eurotiomycetes; Eurotiales; Aspergillaceae
Exons: 2
Coding region: 1-291 (96 amino acids)
Source: RefSeq, a predicted model, not a curated record